CGGACCCACACAGGGGAGAAGCCAUAUCAGUGCAUGGAAUGUGGAAAAUGCUUCAGUCGGAGUGGCCAUCUACGUUCCCAUCAAAGGACGCACUCAGGGGAGAAGCCAUAUAAAUGCAUGGAAUGUGGAGAAAGCUUCAGUCAGAGUGGAAAUCUACGUUCCCAUCAAAGGAUCCACACAGGGGAGAAGCCACAUAAAUGCAUGGAAUGUGGAGAAAGCUUCAGUCAGAGUGCCCAUCUACGGUCCCAUCUAAGGAUCCACACAGGGGAGAAGCCACAUAAAUGCAUUGAAUGUGGAGAAAGUUUCAGUCAGAGUGGCACUCUACAUUCCCAUCAAAGGAUCCACACAGGGGAGAAGCCACAUAAAUGCAUUGAAUGUGGAGAAAGUUUCAGUCAUAGUGGCAAUCUACGUUCCCAUCAAAGGAUCCACACAGGGGAGAAGCCAUAUAAAUGUAUGGAAUGUGGAGAAAGUUUCAGUCUCAGUGGCGCUCUACGUUCCCAUCAAAGGAUCCACACAGGGGAGAAGCCACAUAAAUGCGUGGAAUGUGGAAAGAGUUUCAGUCAGAGUGGCCAUCUACGGUCCCAUCUAAGGAUCCACACAGGGGAGAAGCCACAUAAAUGCGUGGAAUGUGGAGAAAGUUUCAGUAAGAGUGGCAAUCUACGUUCCCAUCAAAGGAUCCACACAGGGGAGAAGCCACAUAAAUGCAUGGAAUGUGGAGAAAGUUUCAGUAAGAGUGGCAAUCUACGUUCCCAUCAAAGGAUCCACACAGGGGAGAAGCCAUAUAAAUGUAUGGAAUGUGGAGAAAGUUUCAGUCGCAGAGACCAUCUACGUUCCCAUCAAAGGAUCCACACAGGGGAGAAACCACAUAAAUGCGUGGAAUGUGGAAAGAGUUUCAGUCAGAGUGGCCAUCUACGGUCCCAUCAAAGGAAGCACACAGGGGAGAAGCCAUAUAAAUGUAUGGAAUGUGGAAAAAGCUUCAGUCACAGUGGCAAUCUUCGUUCCCACCAAAUGACUCACACAGUACAGAAGCCAUAGAAGUGCAUAGAAUGUGGAGAAAGUUUCAGUCCAAAUCUAUCUACAUUGCUUUUAAAGGAGCCACGUCGUAGAGAAGCCAUAUAAAUGCACGGAAUGUGGGAAGAGCUUUAGAGAACAUUCAGCAUACAAUAAACAUCACGGAACUCAUGUGCCGCUAGAGGAGACCUGCCUUUCAGUUUCUGAGCUCUCUUUCAAAAAAUAUUGGAAUGAAAGAGGAAGGCCGGCACCUGGCUCUCUCUCUUUCUCUCUACCAUGAACUAGUUUGUGUGGCCUUUGUUCUGGAACAGCUGUUCCAGGAGCUCCAGAUUUAUUUGCUGUGUUUAAAUGUUUGUGUGCAAUCCCAUGCUUGGGAUUUUGCAGCAGGGGGUUUCCUGUUAUAAUUUGCAUUUAUAGGGUAAGCCACCUGCCAAUUAUAGUUAGGAUCCCUGGUCCCGCCCCCUUUUU
Messenger RNA from Anolis sagrei ordinatus, 1479 nucleotides. The record is from RefSeq and is a predicted model, not a curated record. NCBI's taxonomy places the organism in Eukaryota, Metazoa, Chordata, Lepidosauria, Squamata, Anolidae.